AUGGAAUCUAAAUCAUCGGCCGAGCGAAUGUGCUGUAAAUCGUUCAAAGUGUCUGAAAGUAUAGUGGUGUUCUAUAUCGUAAACUUUGUGCUUGUAACGACCGUGACAUUGCCAACAUUAUUUUACAUUUUCCAGCCGGAUCAUCCUCCACACAUAAAACUCAAUGGGUAAGUAAAUCAUCUUUAUUUUUCAGUUUUCACCAAACCAAUCGAUGGAACAGGAGCAGGCAAAACCUGCUUCUUUUAAUGAUUCGUCGAUUUUAUUUCUUCCCACCUUGUUGAGCCUAAAAAAAAACUACAAACUCUCAAAUAAAAAAUAUGACUUUAAUGGAUGUUCUGAUAAUGGCCGAUAACUACGACCGUAAACUCUCCUCAAAGGAGUUUGAUGUUCUCUAUCAGUAGUUCCUUGCCUGGAAAGAACUACUAUUUACCGGAGAGGGUUUUCUUGUGAUUUGUUUAUAGCACGCUUAUAACACCUCCUUGGCAAAGUAUGAUAUAGAAACGUAAAUGUUUUCUUUUGGGCAUGAAAAUGAAUGAUCCCCUUGAAAACUCAUAUUUGCGAAGGACUAAGGUGGAACUGUUAAUGCUUAGGAAACAACCUUAGUGGCCUAUACUAGGAUUUCUACUCUUUCUCUUAGAUUUAAUCAAACCUAACCGUUGUUUCUUGUGUGAAAACUGACAACAUGAGCGAGAAAUGUGGCGAAAAUGUUCUCAUUUGGGUGAUAACUGACGUAAUUAUUUAAUCGUUUUUGGGGAAAAAAUUCCAGUUUAAAUUUUCAGUUUUUGAAAGCUUCCUCUUCAAAGGAUAAACACCAUAAGCUAAUUGAUUUUUGACAGUUUACGGUGGGAAGAUUUCAAGUAUCAGUCAGGAGGAAAUUCUGAAGGAGUUUUCUUUGUCUGACUCAUUCCCAAACCGGACAAAUGUAGGAGGCGCAAAUAAAUAGCAUGAGAAGAUUUCUAUUGCCUUUUGAAGAUUUUAAGAAAAUGUAAGAUCUUAUCACUAACAUGCGGAAUAGGCUAAAAGAAUCGGUUAAAUGCUCUUUAGUAGUGUGGAAAACAAAACAAAAAUAUCCCCUGAUUAAACUUACAUCUUAGUGAAAUUACUAAAAAUUUAUACAGGAAUGAAAAAUCUUAGCGAUGGUAAUGGUCGAACUAAAGAAGUUUUAAACGUUUGAACCACGUUUUAAUCUUUGAAGUUGUGACGAAAUUUGUGACUGAGCUUUUGUUCCCGAUCCUUCACAAAUAAUGUUACUCUCAGUAUGUGGUGUUACUUUGUGAGCGAACGUGACUUUGGCAAACAUUGCUUUACCUAUGAUGCACAGUUUGACACAGAUAACAUCAUGAUCUCGUUAAUCAAAAGCGUCACCAAACGCCUCUUGUCUUCUAGGUUUUAUUCUAGAUGCAUCUAGAAAGUCACAAAGGUCAAAAAUGUUAUCACAUACCACGUUUUUGUUUUAUAAAGCUACAGAAUUUUACAACAAUGAAAUAACUUUAUCCGGAGUUUUUAACGAAAAUGGAAGAGAUAUCCUUCUUGUUAAUGCAUGACAUGAUUACGGUGUGAGACUAUCUUCAAGCCAAGGAACGCCCCCGAAAUGUCAAAAAGGAGGGGACGUCUUUUAUAAGCCAGUUAGCGUGAUCUUUAUCGCACUAGUUGUGUUGGUGUUCUGUGAAGUAUGUGUAUUUCUCUACAAAAUCGACUUCAGCUCCACGUAACGUUCAUGACAAAAACCACCCAGGAAACACCAUUAUUUUCUUUGCCCAAAACAACAUGGUGCAUAUAAAUUUUUUAACUCAGCAUGCAAUGCGACUUAAUUUUAAAAUGCGACAACACUAAUAUGUAAAGCAAACUUUAAUACGAGGAUUAAUUUCUAUAAUCUUUCGUGUGGAAUUUUAAUUUUCGUGUCCAUAGCCCAUAGUUUAGCGGCAAGGCAAACAGAACCGCCCUGCAAAGUAAAGAUUUUUCCUUUUUUCGACAAAUGUUUACAUUGGCAACGAUUAUUUACAUUGGACAGGAUAUUUACAGAAGGAUGCAUUUAUGACCAAGCGAAAAUAUGUUGGCAGAGCUUCCCGGAAGGACAGAAAAAAAAGGGUGUUUUUAUUAAAAGUCUUAGAUCAAGUCUAUUUACGGUAUACUUGUGAAGCGGUCUCCUUUCAGAGAGAAACCGCCCACGUUGGUAACACACCAAAGACUCGUAUUUUUAGAGGAAUCUGAAGGUUUUCCUUUGACACUCAGCCCCAAAAUUAGCUCCAAAUGAGUGCGACUUCCCAGCUGAUGGAAAUUGAGAAAUAAAUGGUUUCUAUCCAUCUUUCUUGCCUCGUUCUUUGACUCUCUGUUUGUUACCAUUUGUUAAAUCAAUCUUUCGUUUGGUUACUAUGGAUUGAUUUUGAAUGUGUUUUUUUUUUUAUCGUUCCACAGAACUUUCUCUCAAAAAAUUGGAUAUACAUUGAAUUCUUCUGAUUAUUUUUCACAGAGGACAAGAAACGUUACAAUAAACAAAGGUAAAUAGAAGUUUUUAAAGAAGGGUUUUAAACCUCUUAGUACAUGAAUUCAGUUUAACGGCUGUUUCCUUUUAUCGCAUAAACAGAUUUCCCGCUCCAGUGCAACUCGCCGCUCCUCCCUGAUAAAGAAACCGGUCUCUGCCGACCGCCGUGCGCCUGGACCACACAAUCUCCUCUGACGCAGAAGGUUUACUUUGUGGUGAUAGUGGUUGGCCUGUGGUUGGCACUCAUUGCGACAAUUAUCACGUUUAUCACUUGGGCCAGUAUAAAAAACCUGUGAGUGUCUGUUAAAGCAAGUUCUUUUGAUUUUCGAAAAUAUACUGCGAUCGCACCGGCUUUGCUUCACACUGCUUUUUGAUUGGUUCAGAAAACUGGCGCCAAAGUCAAAACCAAUAGUAACUUGAUUACUCGCAUCUUCCCGCGCUUGAAAACGUGCGGUACGCGUGUAUUUACACUAUCUUAUUUUUGUCUUCUUGUGAUAUUAAGGUUGAUUGGUCGUUGAUUACUCUAAUUAGAAUGAUUACUAGUGUUUGGUCUCUGGGUUUGCUGAUUCGGUUUAAUUCUUUUUUCCCUUUGCUUUCAAUAGCCGAAAGUUUCCUCAUGUUCUGCGAUUUCAUAUCAUGGUCUGUUGUGUUAUCCUGGGUAAGUAAUGCUCAACGUCUGGUAAGAGCUGAUAAUUUGCAUUUUAGACUUUUUUCUAUUUCUUUUUAGCAAGUAUUUAAACAAGAGGGUCUAGUGCAGAGCUGGAGAUAUCUCUUAAGUACUUUGUAAAAAAUCAAAACAUAUCCUCGCCUCAUUAUUUUCAGUAAGCCACAUAAAUUGGAAAAAUUGAAACGCUGAGUUUUCCUAACUGUUUCUUUUUUCAAUAAUGUGCAGGAAACAGCAAAAUGCUUCCCAUGCACAUGAAGCCAGAAAAGACAUUCUGCCGAGGUCAGCUUUUUUGGGAGUCCACUGGUCACUCAUCGUUAGCCACCGUAAUUCAAGGUAAAGAGAGCAAUUUAAUGCCAUGCGCCAUCGAUAAAGCUACUAUUACCACAAAAGAAAUGUUUUGCCUGAGCUUGUGGGGACAGAAAAUGAAAUGCAGACGAACCUCAACUUCAGAGUGCUUUUUCGUUCACCUCUUGAGGAAAUGUGGGAUGAUGGUCGAAAGUCUUGUCAUGUAAAGACAGUGGGGAAAAUCUUUCUCAGUCUUAAACAAAUCUUGGUUUGUCACUACACAGUACCAUGGUAAAAAGAAAGGCCGAUAUUUUAAAGAAACACAAGCUCUCCUCUCAAUUUUCAUCACAGCUCUUUCCACCACUUUCCGUCCUCGUUCUUCAAGCAAAUCUUUGGGAGGGGGUGACGAGGUGGUUGGAGAUUUUCAGGUUUAUUGUUGGGUCUCCUGAUGCCUUGAACUUGAUAGCUGUGACCUUAGGUAUCCUUCUCUAAUCCUUUAGUCAAAACAGUCUGUUCUUUGUUAAACAGGUGCAAUGUCUCACUAUUUUGGCCUGGCACAUUCAUUCUGGGCCAUGUGUUUCAUAGCAAACACUUAUGCUGUAAUCGUUCGCGAUAAUCGAGCCGUCUUCAAACAUCCAAUCAAAAUUCACUUCAUACAGUCGGUAUUUUGCUGGCUUGUGCCUGCAGUAAUUGUGACCUGCUGCCUCUAUAUUUCUCCACCUGGGUACAAGUUCCUCUUUAUAGAUCUAAUGACUGCAGGUGCCGCAAGUGCACGAAUGGCGUACUUUGCUGUCACAUUACCAAUGCAAGUAACGCUCGGAGUGUCACUAUGCCUACUGUGGAGUAUUGUGUGGCAUCUUAGAAAGGUACGUACAGUGAGAAUUUUUUAUUGGUGAAACGGCUGACCUAAAUUAGAAUGCACGCUCUUGUUGUAUGAUAUGAGGAAAAGUAUUGCGCCAAUAAGAGUGUAUCUCGGCAUAAAGCUUUCACCUAUCCCCUUUACGAGUGAAAAUGGUAUGUCCCCUUUGGGGUAAAACCCUGCUCUCUUAAAAAGUGGCAGCAAACAAAUGUUCAUAUCUUUUUUGUUCACGCAGGCUCGCUUGGAUUCUAGAAAGCGCGUUAUCCGCGCCAGAGAAGAAAGAAUUUCCAUGCGGCGAGUUGAGCGCCAGUUCCUGAGCAUGGCAGUAGUAAUUACGGUGGUUGUGGGUGUGGUUAUGUCGGUGAACACCGUGACGCUCUAUCGCGUGAGGGGUUUUGUGCAUGAUGCUGAAGUUUACUUCGAUUGUUUACUGGUAAGGCUACUCUAAACGAUCAGCAUACAGUUGAGCUACUUUUACGUGAAACCUGAAUAAUUUUGUUGUCAAGUUAAAGGAGGUUAGUUUUGGGAGAAUGGUGGCUAAAUCGUUUGUUGCAUUUCAUUCCUAACGUACCAGUCGGAGUUCAAUUUUAGCCCCUAUGGGAGUCAGUGUAUUGCGUAUUUGGCCACUUGACCCCUCCUUCCCCUUGACCCACUGAUCAGUCCAGGCACCCCUAAGAAAUGCUUUGAGGGUAAGUUAUAAUGAACUAACAUCUCAUUUAGCGGGAUAAAGGGAGGGGGGGAAUGAGGAAGCGGUCGUCGCUUUCCCAUUGGCUAAAUCCUCAUUUUACGAAAACCGUGAUAACUCAAGCAGUCGUGGUCUUCGACAAACUGAUCUGUUUCCAGUUGUUCAUAAUUCUUAGUGCGAUAACGGCUUUUUAUCCUUAUUUUUAGGUCUCUAAGAACUGCAAGCCCCCAUCCUGUAACACGGUGCUACCUCUGAUAAACGUAAUAGCCCCUGCCUUCGCUUGUCUUGCAUUCUUCUUCCUUCUCCUGAUGAAUAAAGAUUGUCGCAACAUUUGGAGGGGCUGCUUCCGUAGAUUUACAAAGCUUUUUGAGUUUUGUAAACCACCUCCACUAAAAAUUCGCGCAGAUACAGACCGCUCAAGAUGUUCCUCAACACUCACUGUGCUUUCCACUGAUCGCAGGGAUUCGGAGUUGUUCUUUCGACAAUCGUUCGUGUUACCGGGAUAUGUCUCAGGAUUGGACCUUCAACAGAACCGGCAAAGAGCGUCUACUUUAACUUUCCCUGUCAAGAAACAAGAACUAACUGUCACAGAUUUAGAUAUCGAAAUAAAAGUUACUCCUCCAUCAGACGCAGACGUAGAAUUGCGAGCCAGGCGCAAUUCUGUUCCUGUAUUUUUGCUGCAAGAUUUAGAUUCACACAGACGCUAUAAUAAAACUACGAUCCAUUCAUCCACUGAGUCACUUUCUAGUGACCACAGUGGGGUAUCGGUCACUAAUAGCGAAACACCGUUGGGAACUGGGGAGAGUUUCAUCCAGGAAAUAUAUUCUUCGAAAUUAUAGCUUAAACUCGUUUAAAGGAAUGGUGUUAAGACGAGAGGUGUACUACAGUUGGUGAUAAAGUGAUGAGACAGAACUCAAUAUACGUGGUUUUUAGUUUGUUUCGUUAUAUCUCCUUGGGAGAGAGAAGGGGACUACCUGCUUGUUGCUAAAAUAUUUCCCACGGUUGUAUGGGCAAAGUUGUGAGGCUUUGAAAGGAGACAAAAAAGAGAUUAAGCUAGAGUCGUUAUUGGUGAAAUGGCAAGAUUUUAAUUUUCCUUGGAGCGUUUCAACGUCACGUUUCAACUGCCUCUGUCGCCAACUGUAGUAGAUCUCGAACAAAAAGAUAAAGAAAUCGUUCUUUUUCCUUCCCCAGAAAUCGAUUUCGUAUUGUAAUGUAAAUAAAAUAUGUAUAUAUGGCAUUUUUGAACAAAUUGAUGUACAUAAGUAAUUGUAUAUUUUAUAAAUUUUUUUGAAAUGUACUAUGCUAAUCGCAAACCUUUUUUCACGUUUUAAAAAUUCUCUUUACUAAAUAUUUAGGUCAUCCUUUGGAGAAAAUUUUACGCGUGAACCCAAGUUAGCGCUCAAGUCAUGUCAAGCCAGUGACCCGUGUUAAAAAAGAAAAAGAAAAACAACAAUCAUUUGUUCCUUUAACGCUCAUAUCGCUACUUUUAUGAAGAAUAUUUCAAACUUCUGAUGAGGCGUGAAACAGUGCUAGUGAUUUAAAACUUAUGAUGGUCAAAUGAACUAAAACGUAAAUCUAGUGCAUUUCAAUAAAGAUGGAUGUAAGUAAUAAUUAUUGACGUUUUGAACGGCAGAAAAUGAAAUAAAUUUGCUUUGUGCUACUGCGAUUUGCCCAUAUUUCAAUCUAGAUAAUGAAUAUUUGUCAGAGAGACCUUUGACAUUUUUAGUAGCUAUCUUUACAUUGAUAUCACUGACAUCAUUCGCGCGUUGUCCUCUUCGCGUUGCGAAGAUAAUUAGAUUAGAAAAUAAUUAGAUUAUUUAACGAGGAGAAAACGAAGAACAUUCCUCAAGUAUUGUAUCAAAAAAAGGUCAAAUCAAAAUCAAAAGGAAUCGUAUCUGGUGUCAGUCUUAGCGUUCUGAAUAGUCAAACCUGUUCAAAAUUUAACCGGAAAAUUGACCGGGAUCGAUAACAAAUCAAAUGAGCAGCCCAAAGUUGUAAAGCUUUCAAAUGAUUAAGUGUUUUUGUCUUCAAUCGAUGGUCAAGCUCAGAGACUAAUCAAACUAAUCGGGUGAAUGACGCACAAAGAGGAGGAUUCUAAAAAUAAAUGACAGAUGACAGCCUUACAUCUACAUGUAAUAGUUUACCGGAAGUUGACAAUACCACGUACACUCGCGAGUGGAACAGUUUCAAAGGUCCUUUGUGUGUUCCUUUCACUCUUUGCUUAAUGUUGACAGCUGUACAAUUUGGAAAAAUAAAGCUUACUCAUUAAACUUGGCGUUUCCUGAUUGACAUCGAAAGAAUUCUUCGGGAUUCAGUAAACUGUACGCUUUCCAUCACCCCAAGUCAUUAACGCGUAUCACCUCUGUGCAAAUACGUCACUUAAAUUGGUAUAAGUUUACAUCUCACGGUCAUAAUCGUGUCGUCAGUGUUGUCAUUUCGCGGAGCGUUUCCUACUUGACCCGUUACUAGAAACUCUCUGCUCUCUGUGUACUGAUCAUUUUCAAAACAGCUUUUAACAGCUGCACUAGUGAUAAUCCCCUCGUGAACAGAGCUUCAACUGAAAAGUCACGGUGUUGUGGAUCGAUGAUGUCUCGGUUCAAACUUCCUUAUUACGCUGGCCACUUAUUUCUUCUAAUUAUCGUAACAGCGCCGACAUUAUUUUAUGUUUUUCGCCCGGAUCAUCCGCCCCACUCCGAUUUAUAUGAGUAAGUAUCGAACUGAAUAUACGAACAGUAUCAAUGAUGUAGCUAAGGCUUUUUAUACAGAUAUUGAUGUAGAUAAAUUUCUCUUUUAAAUUGCUCCGAUUGGAAAGUACAGGACCGCAGUCAAAUUUUCAAGAUUAUCUUUAUCAACACCAAGGACCGCUAUAAAAACAUGCUAAGAAGGUUUAAUUCAUACAAGACUCAAGACACAUUGAUGGUAGAAAUUGAGGUGGAUAUGGCUUAAAGAGGUCUUGUUCAGGCACGAAUUGUUGCGGGCUGCGAGUGUCAAUCGCUACAUGCUUAUGCAUACGUGAUCAUUGUGUUGAAGAUCAAACUUUUUGUCAUAAGUUGAGCUGUUCGUAAAUACGGACGUAUUAUAUUAUAUUGCUCUUUCGCAUGUUUCAAAGUUUUCUGGCUCACAGUGAUCGACAGUCUCGGGAAGAUCAGAGAAAUAAAAUGUCGUCUGUUGAGUUUAGACACUGUACUCACGCGCAUAUCCACUUUGAGGUGUUGUCUUUCCCGUGAUGUUUAAAAUCAGAAUUUGUGAGAUAUCCUCGCCUGAAACAAUUUAAGUAACUUUAAUCGAUUUUUAAUAGAGUAGAUGCAACUUUUCCUGAUGAUUGCCACUUAAGUCCGCCAAUUAAUCAAGAAAACCGAUCAGUGACAGACUAAGCAAGGCUACUUUCUCUUUCUCUUUCUUGUGUUUCGAACCGGGCGUCCAUUUCAUCGAACGAGGAUUUAACGCUGGUCAUAACAAAGAAAAUGCGAAACUGAAAUAAAUCGGACGCUUUUUCGCUGAAUCAUUAUACGUUUGGCUUCGUGUACUGGAUGAAUGUUUGAGAUGUAAAUAACAUUGACCAGGCUAAUUGAGAUAUUUUUGGCAAAUCUAUAGGAACGUUUUAAAAAGUAACAAGACGUGAUGUUUACGAUACGUGAUGUUUAUGAAUAGAUUGGCUGACUUAAAGUGAUUUACAGGCAUACUUUUAUUUUGAAGUACGAUUCUCUUAAUCAGAAGAGGCAUCUGUGCUAGAGCAAUUUUGUAAUAUUAUUAUACAAAUGCCACAUCAUCACAUCACGUAAGAACUUAUUGUCAGGAGUAAUUUUUGUACAUUUAUUUAUCCAUUUAUUUCAUGCUCGUGCCUGUUAUCCCGAAGAUUGGGACGAAUUUCUCCGAGUUAUUAUUCAUGACUUUUUUUGUUUUACUACAAGUGGAUUUACUUGAGUUUUGAUUGUUCACUUCCAGCUGUCAGUUCUAAAGCAAUACUAAAGCAUUUACAGAGUUAAAAUCGACUUGAACACCAUCUGUUAGGUGAUCGUUGACGCUUCAUCGAUGAGUAAGCUUCAUGAAAUAAUUGUGAUGACAAAAAUUUUACCACAGCAGCGAUUUAACGUGCAAAACAAACCCAAAUUUGUUCUCUAAUGACUCACAGGUAGACUUCAAAUAAUGCCUCCGGCAACAUACAAUGGUGUUCUGUUGAUCGAGGUCAAAGUUACUUUUAAUAGUACUUGAUUGUUUCACCUCUUGUGGAGAAGUGAUCUAGUCAGUUUAAUUUGCCCCAUCCCCCAUUCAAGGUGGUUCCUAAUUACAAACAAUUUUGAUGCUCCUCCAAUGUUUCCUAUUUAUGCCCUGCUUUGAUUGGCAUUAUUCCCUCUUGAGUUUUUCAAUAGUGUUUUACUGUUGUCAAGCGAUUUGACAUAAAAAACCAUAGUAAUUUCCGUAAAAGCUGAUCACCGCUAUAGCCGCAUUCGUCACGUGACCUGUAGUGGAAUAACAGAACUGAGUUUGUACAUUACCCUCUGAGAUUCGGUAAUGAGGUCUAAGUCUCUUUCUGUAAUUUUUUUAAUAGAUCUAAUUUCACAAGGACAAAUCAAACAUCUAGCAACAAAGGUAAAUUGAAACUUUCUUGUCUUUUUACUAAUCUAACAACUGUGAAAACGUUCGACUGAAAUCACAGCAAUCAAUGCAAAAUACAAUAUUAUUUCUAUUAUUAGAUGCUGGUACUUCUGUUUUGUUCCGUCAAGAAAAUCAAAGAGAAAAGGAGAACACGUCUUGUUCAAUUUCACCGUAAGUGUAGAUCAAGGUUUUUAUGAGUCAUUGUUAAAGCUCUUUAUUUCUCUUUUCCGUAACAGAUAUUCCGCUUGAGUGCAACUCUCCCCUAAUCCCCGAUAACGAUACCGGCCAAUGUCGACCGCCGUGCGCCUGGACUUCACAGUCUUCUUUAACCCAGAAGGUGUACUAUGGCAUUGUUGUGAUUGGUCUGUGGUUGGUGGUUAUUGCAACAAUCAUCACACUCAUCACCUGGGCCAGCAUAGAAAGCCUGUAAGUUUCGCUAAAUAUAUUAAUCUGGAGCAAGUAUUUUGCAACUAAUUAGUGUUCUCCAGAAACCCAAAGGUUACCAGAAAUAUUGCGAAAUCUGCGGAAGGAUUGUUAAUUAUUUUUUGAAAUCUCAACUUGAGUUCACGUUAUGUUUCUAAUCCGAACUAACUUUGUGAUACAUUCUUUUCCUUUUUCAGCCGCAAGUUUCCUCACGUGUUACGUUUUCAUAUCAUUAUAUGCUGCAUUUUUCUUGGUAAGAAGUCGUGAUGCUUGGGGAGAUGUUCUCCUUACAAAUUGUAGAGGAUGUGGAUAUAUUUUGCGUCGGGUUUUGAACCAUGUUGAAGAGAUCGUUGUGGAUGAAUACAAUGAGUUUGUGAUUAACAUUCUUGACAAUCACAAGGCCUUCCGGAAUAGGUUUAGCAGGCAACAGUUGACGUGUUGGACUAAUAAAAUUAUGUAAAAAAAGGAAUCAUGGCACUCUAACCUUUUAAUUUCAUAGCUUGAUGUUACUACAAGGCGAUACCCCUGCAGUGUGAGUCCAUGAUAGGCUACUCUCCCUCCCCCCCUUAGCCCCCCACCACGUUACUGCUGGAUGGAGAGAGGCAUUGUCGAAGUCAACUAGUGUAAAUCUUUCAAGUUUCGACAGACUGACGAAGCGCUGUAACAUGUGAAGGAUUGAUUAUGUUUAACACUUUGUCUUAACCGCCUUUCUCUUUUACUUAGCUUGCUUCAAAAUGAUUCCUGUGCGGAUAGGACUUGAGAAAGUUUUCUGUGGCGAACAGGCCUUUUGGAAGGCAGGAGGUCAUUCCUCGCUCUAUGCAGUAAUUCUAGGUAUGAUCUAGACACUCACUCUAUCCUAGUUGUUCAGUUUUUCAUAGAUUUUUUCCCAGGUAUUUGUUUGUAGAACAAACUAAUCUACAUGUGCAUGAACACAUUUUGAGAUUUUUAACUUAUUGAUAAUAGUAAACCCUCACGUAGGCAUUGAGCUUUUUAUUUCGGUAGCCAUCAUGACUUCUUUUCAACGAACCUCAAAACAUUUCGCGUCCAAUCCACUUGAGGCGAUCCUAAAAUAUUCCAUUAAGGUAGGAGUCGCGAGCACUCCGUUCACGUGGCAGAAAUCCUUAAAAUUACAAAAAGUUGAGUCAAAGAAGAAUGUGUUCUUUUUUACUGGUCUAAAUCAUCGAGGAUAAACUGUGAAUGAUUCACUGGCUUAUUUUUAGUGGGGCUUCACCUACUUCUUCCUCGAGUUCGCAUUCUUGUACGCUAACGACUUCAUCUCUUUGUGAAUGACAGGUGCGGGGUCUCAUUAUUUUAUUCUGGCACACUCGUUCUGGGCCAUGUGCUUUAUAGCGAAUACUUACGCCGUGAUCAUUCACGACAACCGAGCUGUCUUCAAACAUCCAAUCAAAAUUCAUCUGAUGCAGUCGGUGCUGAGCUGGCUGGUGCCUGCAUUCAUUGUGGCCGGAUGUCUUUACUUUGCUCCACCCGGCUACACGUUUCUCUUUAUGGAUCAUAUGUCUGCAGGUGCGCAGAGCAUUCAAAUGGCUUACUUCACCUUUACGCUACCCAUGCAAGUCACGAUAUAUGUGUCACUUCACCUACUCUGGUCCAUUGUGUGGCAUCUUAGAAAGGUAAAAAUUUUGCUAAUAUACUCAAAUUAUAAUUUUACCGCUAUUUUCCUACUAUCUUGUAUUUUUAUGAACUUUUCUCCUGAAAAAUUCCCCUGCUUCUUGUCUGCAUUUUCUCCUAAAUUGAUAUCAGCUGUUUACAUGACCGAAUUUCUCGUGUUCAUAUUCAAGUUUACGGCUCCCUUCAACUCUGUGUCAGAAUCAAUUUUUGCGCAAGCUAAUAAGUUUCCUCUGAAUAAGGUUCUCAGUGCAAUGGACGUGUCUAUAAAUAGGGAUGGGUGGAAUUUUUCCCAUAGGCACCCCAUGACCCUCGUUGAGUUUGUGUUCGCGUCCUCAUGGCACCCCUCGCGAAUGAGUGCAGUUAACAGCGAAAGGCACUAUUAGCCCGAGAUAACUCACUUUUGAUGUAAGAUUGCAUGUAUUAAAGACGGUUACCAAUUUUUUUUAAAAAAAUUGAAACAGUUUAUUGAUGUUGUUGUUUUUUAAUUCAUAAGGCACGCCUGGACGCGACCAAACGUGUUAUUCGCGCUAGAGAAGAGAAAGUUUCCAUGCGCCGAAUCGAACGUCAGUUUCUGAGCAUGGCUGUUGUAAUUCUGGUCGUAGCGGCAACUGCUACGUCGAUCAAUACUAUGACCUUCUACCGUACGGACAAAUUUGUGCAUGGUGCUGAGAUGUACUUUUAUUGUCUGCAGGUAAAUAAGCUGAGAGACAUUCUUCCAUUGAUGGUGCCAUUGUGAUUCAUGUUUCACUUUACAUUUCCUAAUUUAACACCGAACCCCCGAACCCCCUCAUCCCCUCACAGUUUUUCCUGUAUCUUUCCUCGAAUAAUACUGUCGCAUAGGCUGAGACUUUUUACGGCAAAAAGAGCACUCUUUGCUCCCCAUAUACGAUACGCAAGGGUGACCCUAAUUAUAUUUUUGGCUUUCACUUUACUGAUACUUCCACGUGAUUUUUUCUCGUUGUUUUAGACUUCAAGUAAUUGCACUUCUCCCAGUUACUUUACGGUGCUUCCACUGAUCAAUUUAGUCGCCCCAGGCUUCCUCUGCCUGGCGUUCUUCUUCCUGUUACUGAUGAACAAAGAUUGCCGCCAGAUAUGGACGGGUUAUUUCGCUAAAUGCAAAAAGUGUUUCCAGCUAUGUGGAGAACCUUUGAGAAAACCUCGUGCCGACACAGAACUCAGUAAAGACUCAAGAUGUUCCUCAGUUCUCACUGUGUUGAGUCCAGAUCGCAGAGGAUCGGAGUUGUACGGCAGCCAAACAUUAGUUGAUCCUAAGAACAGAAUACUUCCAUCUUAUCCCUUGCCGCGAAGCGUUACCAGAUUAAAAACAGAAAGCGUAAUACUGGUAGGGAUAAAACCUAGAGCAUCCACGCUAAGUUUGCCAGUGAUGAUGAGUCCAAGAGUGACUAUUUCAAAUUCAACUUUCCAGGUCCCUCUAUCUCCAAAUGAGUUGGACCCACGAUCAAGAAGCAGUUCACUACCUGUAAUUCUUCAACAAAAAUCAGAAACAGCUAGCACCGAGAAUAAACAAGGACGCGUAACCUCGCAUAUUCUCAGUACACUGUCACGAGAUUUGGAAGUUUCGAGAAGUAUGAACAGCGAGGAUUCUGAUGCAAAUAGCGAAACUGACAAAUUCAUCCCGAAAAGUGAAGAAACUUCUUCCCCGUCAUAACAAAUAAAACGAGAAGCUUAAAAUAACAAUCGUAGACGCUGAGGCUUCAAAAAAGAGAAAGGCCUUUUAACUAUUUAAAUUUCAGUAGUUUUAUGGGUGUACAUUACUGAAAACAAAAAUUUUAAAGUUAAUCAUUGUUAUAUAUUUUCCGUUCACUUUAUUUUUGAGCAAAGCAAUUGAAAGUGGAUGCAAUUUAAUUUUCAACAGUAUUUCCUAUCGUUGAUAAAUUGAGUGUAGUUUGAGUGAAAUAUCGCGGCCUAACUUGUGUAUAGGAGAAGCUUUGAUAAUGAAAAAGACGUCGCAUCGACGGUGAAGACAAUAAUGAUAAUGACCAAUAGCCAGUUCUAAACGUUCAGUUCGUAACACAAAGCGCGAUAAAUGGGACGAUAGAGACAGAGGAGUGAAAAAUCGAGCGAGGCUUGGGUCAGGUACGCCACCCGACCCAAACUUCCUUCGUUUUUUGCUCUGGGAUUACGUACCGUUAUACUCACGAAGCCUGGAAUAGGCUAGAUUAUGACAUGCUGUAGUCGUGAUUGUGAUGACGGCAACAAUGUAACGAUGACGAACUCAAAGACGAUGACGAUAAUGGUAAUGAUGGCGAGAUGAUGCAGA
Molecule: messenger RNA, 13907 nt
Organism: Pocillopora meandrina
Lineage: Eukaryota; Metazoa; Cnidaria; Anthozoa; Scleractinia; Pocilloporidae
Source: the annotation of a GenBank genome assembly